This is a messenger RNA of Zonotrichia albicollis (white-throated sparrow), 1460 nucleotides long. The record is from RefSeq and is a predicted model, not a curated record. Lineage: Eukaryota; Metazoa; Chordata; Aves; Passeriformes; Passerellidae.
AGGGGGAGUCCAACAAAAAGGAUUUGGCUGCCACCAACCCAUGGGAGAGGUUCCAUCACCAAAGUCCUCUUUGGCUCUCUGGAAUGAGGCAGGGAGGUGGAAAAAUCAGCCCAGCGUGGCUAAAAUUGGGGUGCAGGUUCCUCCAGGAGCAGUUAAAUCCCAGAGGAACCAUCCCCAGUCCCAGUUUGACCAGUUUUUCUCAGCACCUCCCUCCCAGCCAUUUCCAGUGUGUCUGGAAAACCCUUCCACGGACAAGGGAGAAUCCAACAAAAAGGAUUUGGUUGCCACCAACUCAUGGGAGAGGUUUCCAUCUCCAAAGUCCUCUUUGGCUCUCUGGAAUGAGGCAGGGAGGUGGAAAAAUCAGCCCAGCGUGGCUAAAAUUGGGGUGCAGGUUCCUCCAGGAGCAGUUAAAGCUCAGAGGAACCAUUCCCAGUCCCAGUUUGACCAGUUCUUCUCAGGUUCCUCCAGGAACAUUAAAUCCCAGAGGAACCAUCCCCAGUCCCAGUUUGACCAGUUAUCCUCAGGUUCCUCCAGGAACAUUCAAACCCAGAGGAACCAUUCCCAAUCCCAGUUUGACCAGUUCUUCUCAGCACCUCCCUCCCAGCCAUUUCCAGUGUGUCUGGAAAACCCUUCCAUGGACAAGGGGGAAUCCAGCAAAAAGGAUUUGGCUGCCACCAACUCAUGGGAGAGGUUUCCAUCUCCAAAGUCCUCUUUGGCUCUCUGGAAUGAGGCAGGGAGGUGGAAAAAUCAGCCCAGUGUGGCUAAAAUUGGGGUGCAGGUUCCUCCAGGGUGUUUAAGCUCAAAGCAAGCAUCUCCAAUCCCAGUUUGACCAGUUCUUCUCAGGUUCCUCCAGGAACAUUAAAUCCCAGAGGAACCAUCUCCAGUCCCAGUUUGACCAGUUCUUCUCAGGUUCCUUCAGGAGCAGUUAAAGCUCAAAGGAAGCUUUAACUUUUUUCUUCUCAGGUUCCUCCAGGAACAUUCAAACCCAGAGGAACCAUCCCCAAUCCCAGUUUGACCAGUUCUUCUCAGGUUCCUCCAGGAACAUUAAAUCCCAGAGGAACCAUCCCCAAUCCCAGUUUNCCAGUUCUUCUCAGGUUCCUCCAGGAACAUUAAAUCCCAGAGGAACCAUCCCCAAUCCCAGUUUGACCAGUUCUUCUCAGGUUCCUCCAGGAACAGUUAAAUCCCAGAGGAACCUGUCCCCAAUCCCAGUUUGAUCAGUUCUCCUCAGGUUCCUCCAGGAAUAUUAAAUCCCAGAGGAACCAUCCCCAGUCCCAGUUUGACCAGUUCUUCUCAGCACCUCCCUCCCAGCCAUUUCCAGUGUGUCUGGAAAACCCUUCCAUGGACAAGGGAGAAUCCAGCAAAAAGGAUUUGGCUGCCACCAACUCAUGGGAGAGGUUUCCAUCACCAAAGUCCUCUUUGGCUCUCUGGAAUGAGGCAGGGAGGUGGAAAAAUCAGCCCAG